Cicer arietinum (chickpea) is the source of this 3768-nucleotide messenger RNA. RefSeq lists its product as uncharacterized. Gene Ontology annotation, molecular function: protein binding. NCBI's taxonomy places the organism in Eukaryota, Viridiplantae, Streptophyta, Magnoliopsida, Fabales, Fabaceae. Gene Ontology annotation, cellular component: plasma membrane. The record is from RefSeq and is a predicted model, not a curated record.
AAAAGCAACGAUAUAUUUGUGAAGGAGUUUCCGCUAAUGAUGCAGAUCAAAAGCAGAGGCAACGGUGUUGUUGCGUUGUCGAGGAUUCUGGAAUGGGCCACCCAAUCCCAAUCCAAAUCCAAAUCCAAAUCCCACCGUAGUUCUCCUUGCCACGCCGGCCAAUCAUGGAUUAUUUCGGUCACGUGCACGGUAUCAGCCCUCUUUCUGAACCCACCACACCAACCACCCCAAGACCCACCUUAUUCCUCUCCACUUCCGGCAAAGCUCUUCUCGUCUCCAACUCCAACAAAUCCCUCGUCAUUUCCAAUUCUGGCAAACGUCUCGACACAAUCAAUAGCAAGAAGAAGUAUGUCAAACAAGUCACCGGUCGUCAUAAUGAUACGGAACUUCAUCUCGCCGCGCAACGUGGCGAUGCCGCCGCCGUUAGACAAAUUCUCGCUGAGAUUGAUGAUCAGAUGAUGGGAACGCUUAGUGGUGCUGAGUUUGAUGCGGAGGUUGCUGAUAUUAGGUCUGCUAUUGUGAAUGAGGUUAAUGAGUUGGGUGAAACUGCUUUGUUCACCGCUGCUGAGAAAGGUCGUUUUGAUGUUGUUAAGGAACUUCUUCCUUUUACCACUAAGGAGGCUCUUUCUUUGAAGAAUCGCUCUGGUUUUGAUCCCUUGCAUAUUGCAGCAAACCAAGGUCACCGAGCUAUUGUGCAGUUGCUACUAGACCAUGAUCCAGAGCUAAUCAAAACAUUUGCACAGUCAAAUGCAACUCCUCUUGUAUCUGCAGCUACAAGAGGACAUGCAGAUGUUGUUGAACUGUUACUAUCAUGUGAUCCUAGUCAGUUGGAGAUAGCUAGAUCCAAUGGAAAGAAUGCACUCCAUUUAUCUGCACGCCAAGGAUAUGUUGAUGUUGUCAAGAUAUUGCUAGCGAAGGACCCGCAGCUUGCUCGAAGGACUGAUAAGAAAGGACAAACUCCCCUGCAUAUGGCUGUCAAAGGUGUUAGCUGUGAAGUUGUGAAGUUGCUUCUUCGUGCUGAUGCUGCGAGUGUCAUGCUUCCUGACAGGUUUGGAAACACCGCAUUGCAUGUAGCGACCAGGAAGAAGAGGGCAGAGAUAGUGAAUGAGUUACUGCUUCUUCCUGACACCAAUGUAAAUGCCCUCACAAGAGAACACAAAACAGCUCUUGACCUUGCAGAAGCACUUCCAAUAUCUGAAGAAAUUUUGGAGAUCAAGGAUUCCCUGAUUCGUUAUGGUGCAGUUAAAGCCAAUGAUCUCAACCAGCCAAGGGACGAGCUAAGGAAAACCAUGACACAGAUUAAGAAAGAUGUUUCUUUUCAGCUUGAACAGACUCGGAAAACAAACAAGAAUGUGAGUGGGAUUGCCAAGGAGCUACGCAAGUUGCACAGAGCAGGAAUCAACAAUGCUACCAACUCAGUAACUGUGGUUUCUGUGCUAUUCGCAACGGUUGCAUUUGCAGCCCUUUUCACGGUCCCUGGUGGAGAUGAUUCUAAUGGGAUGGCUGUGAUGGUGCACACUGUAUCUUUCAAGACCUUCUUUCUCUCUAAUGCUAUUGCACUUUUCACUUCAUUGGCUGUGGUGGUGGUUCAAAUAACAGUUGUUAGAGGGGAGAUAAAGUCUGAGAGGAAGGUUGUCGAGGUGAUCAAUAAGAUGAUGUGGUUAGCCUCUGUCUGCACCUCAGUUUCAUUCAUUGCGGCAUCUUAUAUAGUAGUUGGUCGGCGCAGCAAGUGGGCUGCAAUCCUUGUUACUGUUGUAGGGGGGGUUAUAAUGGGGGGUGUUCUUGGUACCAUGACAUAUUACGUGGUCAAAACCAAACGUCAUCGGAGAGUGAGGAAGAAAGAGAAGAUCUCAAGGAUUGGAACCCACUCAUGGCGUCAUACCGAUUCCGAAUCAGAAGUAAAUCCAAUCUAUGCUAUUGAAAAUGUGAACUUGAUAAGUUGGGACUACAUCAAAGUAGAAAAGGUAGGUUUUUUCUUAGAGAAGAUGAAGAAACAAUUGACAGGUUUAAGGGGUGAUUCUACCCUGCACUCUGCAAUUCGAGCUGGAAAUUUGGAAUUGGUGUUGGAAAUGAUCUCUGAGAAUCAAGGUGAUGAAUUAAAGGAGUUGCUUUCGAAGAAAAAUAAUUCUGGUGAAACUGCCUUAUAUAUUGCUGCUGAAAAUGGUCAUCUUGAUAUGGUGAAGGAAUUGAUCAAAUACCAUGAUAUUGGGUUGGUUAGCUUGAAAGCUAGAAAUGGAUUUGAUGCAUUUCAUGUUGCUGCUAAAAAUGGAAACUUGGAGAUUUUGAAGGUCUUAACGGAAGCCUUUCCUGAAAUUUCAAUGACCGUUGAUCUGACGAACACUACUGCACUGCACACUGCUGUAGUGCAAGGACAUAUUGAAGUAGUAAACUUUCUGUUAGAGAAAAGUAGCAGCGUGGUUACUAUUGCAAAAAGCAAUGGGAAAACUGCAUUUCAUUCGGCUGCAAGAAAUGGCCAUGUGGAGGUCAUCAAAGCCCUGCUAAGCAGUGAACCUGAAAUUGCAAUGCGAAUUGAUAAGAAGGGGCAAACAGCACUCCAUAUGGCAGUUAAAGGACAAAAUCUGGAGGUAGUGGAUGAGCUUUUGAAACUGAACCCAUCUUUUGCCAAUAUGGUGGAUACCAAGGGAAACACUGCACUGCAUAUAACAACUCGGAAGGGUCGUCUACAGAUUGUUCAGAAGCUACUAGAUUGCAAAGAAACAGACACUGAUGUUAUUAAUAAAUCUGGAGAAACAGCUUUGGAUAUUGCGGAGAGAAAUGGUCGCUUGGACAUUGCCAAAUUUUUGCAGGAUCGCGGAGCUCAAAAUGCUAGGUCCAUCAAGUCACCUUCUACAAACAGAGCCCUUGAACUCAAACAAACUGUGAGCGACAUAAAAAGCGGGGUUCAUAACCAGCUGGAACACACAUUUAAAACACAGAGACGCAUGAAAGGCAUAGCAAAGCGAAUCAACAAGAUGCAGGCCGAGGGCCUUAACAAUGCAAUCAACUCCAACACCGUAGUUGCCGUUCUCAUUGCAACUGUUGCUUUCGCUGCCAUAUUUACUGUCCCAGGCCAGUAUCCUCAGAACACAAAGAACCUUGCUCCUGGAAUGUCUCCAGGGGAAGCCAACAUUGCUCCGAAUAUUGACUUCCUGUUAUUCGUAAUCUUCGAUUCUACUGCCCUCUUCAUAUCAUUGGCCGUAGUGAUUGUGCAAACGUCCGUGGUUGUUAUUGAGAGGGAAGCAAAGAAACAAAUGACGGCGAUUAUAAACAAGUUAAUGUGGGUGGCAUGUGUGUUAAUUUCUGUUGCAUUUCUUGCAAUGUCAUACAUAGUUGUUGGAGAUCAGAAAGAAUUGGCUAUAGCAGCAACAGCUCUAGGAACUGUGAUUAUGGCUGCUACUCUUGGAACACUUUGUUAUUGGGUGAUUGCUCACCGCCUCGAGACCUCCAGAUUACGAAGUCUCAGAACAAUGACAAGCAGUAGGCAGUCAUUGACUAUGUCAGGGAUGUCAGCUUCUGAGAAUGAGUAUAAAACAGUGUACGCGAUAUAAAAUUGAUUUUAUCUUUUUGUUGAAUUAUGCUAACAUAGAUGCAGGCGAUUGCUGCCUUGUAUCAUGCCUUUGGAAAACACAGGCAAAGAAUGUAAUCAUAGUCACUCAAGAUGAUAAGUAAAUAUGUCAUUUUGCAUUGAAGUAUUGGAUCAUAUGCUUAUAAUAUUUUCAUAAUAUUAACUUCAUUGGAACCGACUGGUUCUCUCUGUCAUAUUCAACA